Molecule: messenger RNA, 7840 nt
Organism: Kickxella alabastrina
Lineage: Eukaryota; Fungi; Kickxellomycota; Kickxellomycetes; Kickxellales; Kickxellaceae
Exons: 2
Coding region: 300-7811 (2503 amino acids)
Biological process (GO): microtubule polymerization; establishment or maintenance of microtubule cytoskeleton polarity; mitotic spindle organization
Cellular component (GO): kinetochore; centrosome; spindle pole body
Molecular function (GO): microtubule plus-end binding; microtubule plus end polymerase activity
Source: RefSeq, a predicted model, not a curated record
UUUCUCUAGUCUUGAAAAUAAAAAACAAUUUUUUUUGUGCUUUACUUCAAAAUUAAUUAUAAAAUUUCAACACUUUUUUUUGUAUUUAUCGCACUUUGGCAAACCAACAUACACUUGCACUCGUAUCACGCGACUUGGAGGGCGUAGCGAAUUUUUGUUCGAUUUUUAUUACAUUUAUUUUUAUUUUUCAACCUUUGUUUUGCUCGCAUUCGCAUUCCCAGUUUUAUUCAUAUUUUGAAAUCCCACCACUCAUUUGGCUGAUUCGCCCUCAAAAUCUUUUUUUGCCUAUAAACUAAGAAAUGGCCGAGGAGGAGGACUACUCGGCACUGCCGCUCGAGCAGCGUCUUAUACACAAGGUUUGGAAGGUGCGCAUGGGGGCAUACACCGAUCUGACAAAGGAGCUGAAGCAGCUGGACCCCGACAAACAGGCCGGUCAAUUCAACAUGUACGAAAACUACUUGGCGAAAAUGGUGCUCGACACCAACAUGGCUGCGCAGGAGGCCGGUAUCACCACAGUCAUAGCGUUUGUCGAGAACGCGCCCAACCCCACACGCCGCCGCGAAGAGAUCAUCAGCGGGAUAGUGUCAAAGUGUCUUUCAGCAACCAAGGCCGGGACGCGGACGCAGAGCAUAGAGCUGCUACUGCUGCUCAGCGAGGUUGACACACCUGCCCCCGUGGUCACAGGAAUUCUCGAAGGAUUUGACGCUAAGCAGCCCAAGGCACUGGCCGCUGCGGUCAUGGCUGUGAAGGAUCUGGUGCACGCGUUUGGUGUCAAAUUUAUCUCGCUGAAGCCCCUGCUCAAGGCGCUAGCGAAGCCAUUUUCAAACAAGGACAACUCGGUCCGCACGGAGGCCCAGCAUCUGGCUGUGGAGCUGUACCGGUGGAUGGGGCCGGCGAUCAUGCCGGCGCUGCAGGAUCUGCCGCCUGUGCUGCUGAAGGAGCUUGAAACCCAGUUUUCUGCGACUGCUGGCGGCCCACCGCCCAAACAGCAGCGGCUACUGCGCUCGCAGCAGGAGGUCGAAGAGCCAGAGGAGUCAGCGGUCGGCGCGGGUGCAGACUCCGCAGACGUCAAUGACGAGGACGCAGGUGAAGAAUCGGCAGAUAUGGACCCGUGGGAUCUGGCAGAUCCGGUUGAUAUCACAAAGAAACUCCCUGAUGACUACCAGACGUUCGUGGUUUCGUCCAAAUGGAAGGAGCGCAAGGAGGUCAUUGAGCAGCUGCACACCUCGCUCAAGAAGAACAUACGGCUGCAGAUGAGCCCGGGUACCAGCGACAUCAUCCAGGAGCUCGGCAAGAAGAUUGGAGACACCAACAUAGUCGUGGCGACACUCGCGAUUCAGAGCUUGGGGUUGUUUGCGUCGGGGCUGCGGCAGGCGUUCUCGCCGUACGUCCAGAGCACACUACCCGCACUGAUCGAAAAGUCAAAGGAGCGCAAGCAGACUGUGAUCGACGCCAUCCGCGAGACUGUCGACGCCUUUUUCAAGGCCAUCGGCGGCGACCUGUCGGCAAUCGGCGACCACUACUUUACAGGAGCUACGCACAAGAACCCACAGGCACGGGCAGAGUCCAACCACAUGCUGAGGCGAUUUUUGGCUGUAACACCAACACGGCCGGGCAAGGGUGAUGUCAAAAGGUACGCCGAUCACCUGAAGACCGGCCUUGACGACGGCGAUGCCGGUGUGCGAGAGUCGGCGGCAGAGUGCCUGGGAACAAUGUCUAAGCUGGUGACCGCAAAGUUGCUCGACCCGUUUAUCGAGGGCGUCGACAAGAUCAAGCUCGAAAAGAUCAACGAGUAUGCCGAAAAGGCCACAAUCAAGGCAAAGGCGCCCGUGGCCGCAAAGCCAAAGCCAACACCAGUGACUAGUAAGCCGCGGCCUCGUCCAGCUGGAGCAGCGCCAGCAGGACCAGCACGGGCAGCUCCGCCGGCUGCCGCAGCCAGUGGCAGCAGUGAGCCAGUGGAUGGCCUGAGCGCUAACCUGCCGCCACAUAUCCGCAUGAAGCUCGAGGCGUCGGCCAGGGCAGCAGCUAUCAAAAAGGCGCAGCGGGAGGGAAAGCCGAUUGACGAUCUUUUGCCUCCGGCCCCGGCUCCCGCAGCAGCAGCGGCUCCUCGUGCAGCCCCGCCGACCAACAAGCGCCCCGCAGGACCGGCACCGCCACAGGCACCCCGCAAGUCGCCGGCUGCAGUGGCAGCGGCAGCUGCGGCAGCAGCAGCAAAACCGGGCGCCAAAGGAAAGCCAGCCGCUGCUGGCAAGGAUGCUGGCGAUGCUGUCAAGAUGCGGUUUGCCAACGACGACAGCCUGGACGAAAAUAUUGCCGGCGCAAUUCCAGAGGGCGUGCUGACCGGCUUUGACAGCGCUAAGUGGAAGGAUCGCGUGGAGGCUAUGGACCAGCUCAAGGAGCACCUGGGAGACCAAGCGGCCAGCGGCUCGGGUGUGCACCCAGAGCUUGUUGUGCGGCAGCUCGGGCGCAAGCCUGGGUGGAAGGAGAGUAACUUCCAAGUCGGCCAGCGCAUGUUCCAGCUGAUUGAGUGGAUGGCCGGCGAGGAGGAUCUCGAGUUUAACACCGGCGCGGCAGCCCUGUGCGCGGCGGCCCUCGUUGACAAACUUGGUGACAUCAAGCUCAAGGGCCCGGCCAGCAGCGCGCUAGUUGCAAUUGCGCAGCGGUUCUCCCUGAAGUUUGUGCUUGGGCUGGUGAUCGAGCCAAUCCGCAGUCAGAAGAGUCCCAAGGUGCUUGCCGACUGCCUUGCGUGGCUGGACACGCAGAUGGUCGAGUUUGGCCCGAAGGGCCUGGCGCUGCGGCCUGUCGUUGAGAUGGUCAAGGAGGUCGGCCUACAGAGCAGCAACGCACAAACGCGCGCAAAGGCCGUUUCGUUCAUGGGGACGCUGCGGCGCGCCGUUGGUGCUGUUGUGAUGGACCUGAUGGGCGAUCUCAACCCGCAGCUGCUUCAGCUGAUCGAGGCCGAAUUUGAGCGCGUUGCCAACCAGCCCCUGCCGGCCCCGAUCCACACCCAGCGCAGCCUGGCUGGCGAUGCCAGCGGCGGCACUGAUGGUGGUGGUGGUGGUGCCAGCGCCAGUGUAGGAGGCUCGGCAAGUGAUGAUCCGCUGGACGACUUGUUCCCGCGGCAGGACCUGCACGCGAUAGUUGGCCCAAACAUCUAUAAGCUGCUCAAUGACAGCAACUGGAAGGAGCGCAAGGCGGGGCUCGACACUCUGCAGGGCGCGCUGGACAGCGCCAACCACCGCAUUCUGCCCAACAUUUCAGGCGAUCUGUACACUGCACUCAAGCAGCGGUUGCAAGACCCGAACAAGAACCUGAUCACACUCACGCUCGGACUGCUGGGCGCACUUUCUACCGACAGCGCCGCCGCGCAGGUUCCCAACGUUCGCAUUGUAGCGCUGCCUACCAUGAACUGCCUGUCAGACAAGAAGCCGCAGCUGCGCAUGGCCGCGCUGGGAGCAAUGACGGCCUGGGCCGAGGCGUCCGCAGCUUGCGUCGACCAAGCCGUUCUGCCGUCCGUGCCCAACGCCCUGAGCGACACCUCACCCGAACUGCGCUCGUCGCUCCUGCAGUGGGUCACUGACGUGAUGGGCUCCCGUGUCUCCAAGGGCGGCCGGUUGCCGGACUUGUCGGCCCUCAUCACACCGCUGUUUUCUUGUCUUCAGGAUCGCAAUGCCGAAGUGCGCAAGCAAGCUAACCGCGUGCUCGAGCUGACUGUCAGCAGCUGCGGCUUCGACACGGUCUACGACGCAUGCAGCAUGCAGCUGAACGGCGCUGCCAAGGCUGCCGUUUUGCCAAUGAUCGACGAGUUCCGCCAUACCGCCGGAGGUGAUGGAGGCAGCGCGGGCCGUCGUCCUGCAGGCCCUUCAGCGCCGGGACGCGCCCGCCUGGGUGCUCUCGCGCACUCAUCAGGUGCUGGAGAGCGCGCCACGUCGCCCGUGGUCGAGUCCGUGAUGACCGCCUCGGAGCUGCUUGGCCGGGCAGCCGGCACUAGCCAAAUGCGGUCGGGGUCCGCAGCCACCAACGCUUCCCCUUCUGCCCCUGCUGCCCCCGGCGCUGCUAGCGGCCCCGGCAUGCUGAGGCGGCCCAUGGCUGUUCGCAAGCCUGCUGGAUCUGCGCCCGCACCGGCGCCGGGCAUUGGUGGCACGCGCGCUAUGCGGCCUGGUGCGCGCGGACCAACUUCGGCGGGCGGCUCUGCGGAUGUCAGCCGCCCAGGCUCAUCUAUGCGGGCAGGCACUCCGACUCUGCAGUCGACGGUGGGCCAGAUGGCGCGCAUGAGCAACGAAGACCUUGAAAACAUCCCGCCUAUUCUGGACAGCGACCCUCGUGCCAAGGACGCGCGUGCUAGACGCGACAUGGCCGGAAAUCCAAACGGCAUACCGCGCUGGGCGCAGCUAGGCGACGCGCGGGUGCGGGCCGAGCUCGAGGCACAGCUAUGCGAUCAUGCGGCUGCACACUUUAACCCGCUGAUCCAGCGGCAAUUGUUCUCGACGGGCCAUUACAAAGACCGUGACUACUUGGGUGGGCUGACGACGAUGGACGAGGCCAUUAGCAUUCCGACGCUGUCGCAGCAGCGUUUUGGCAUCCCGUUGUUCGCAGAGUCCCCCGAUAUGGACUCCCUGGCCGCGCGCUAUAUGGCCAAUAUCGACAUCCUGCUCAAGUACAUCAGCAUGCGCAUGUACGACGGAUCUACGCACACACUGCUCAAGAGCUUUGACCUGCUGGAGCGCUUGAUCCAGCUGACCGAGGAGAUCCAACAGAACAGCCAGCAGCAGAGCCAGGCCUCGUGGUCUGACUACGAGGUGCAGGCGGUCUUGCCCGCACUGGUCAGCCGUUUGGGCGAUGCCAAAGAGGUUGUGCGCGGGCGGGCGCGGCGCAUGCUGACGCAGCUUAUCACGCACUUGUACCCGACAACCAAACUGUUCAAUGUCCUGCUGGAGUACGGUGUGACCAACAGAAACAAUGCGCGCAUCCGCCAAGAGUCGCUGGAUGCGAUCUGCUUCUUGAUUCGUGAGCGCACUGCCGGCUGCGGCCUCAGCGCUGUCUGCGCCCAGCCCAGCCGCGCUGUUCCAGUCAUUGUGCAAGGCAUUGCCGACCGCGACAGCAGCGUGCGCACAGCCACGCUCAAUGUGCUGGUGGCCGUGGGAGAGCAGCUCCCUGGCGGCGCUGACGAGCUAUGGCGCUUGUGCGGCCGCAUGGCCGAGAAGGAGCGCACAAUGCUGGAGGAGAAGAUCAAGCGCUCGUCUAUUGCCACCGAAACGGUCAGUGUGCCGAGACCCGGCUCACGUAUUGGCGCGAUGGCGCCUGCAGCUGGACCACGGGCACGAAUUGGCUCUUCCCUCGCGCGCCCGGCCUCCCAGGCCUCCGGCAAUGUCGGGUCUCUGUCGCGCAACAGUGUCAUCGGCGGCAUUGGCGCCGGUAUUGCUAAUGGAAUUGGAGCCGGCGCUUCCAUGGGUGCUAACCGCCUCAGCCGGCCUGCUGGUCUGCCCGCUCCCUCCGGGGUGACAUACGGGAGUGAUGUCGGUGGCGCCAGCGGCAGCAGCGUGGGCUAUGCCGCCCAUGGUGGCAGCGCACGGCCAAUGUUCACCCUGGACUUUGACAAGCUCAACCUGCCGUCUUACUCGGCCGCAACCACCGAGCAGCUGAACAACCCGGCCUCUGCUCGCGGAAUGAGCGCGCGGCCGUUGGUGAGCUCUCCGCCAAUCUCGAACGCGAUGGAAUCAUUUGGCACCGGGAGCGGCUUUGGCGCCAGCCGGAAUGCCCAUUUGCAGAGUGCACUUUCUGGUAUGCAGAUUGGAGCAGCCGGCAAUUCUGGAGGCGACAUGGGCAGGGGUGUGAUGCACCAGAUGGCCAGGAGCCCCAUCAUGAGCGCCAGCAGCCAGUCCAUGUCGGCGCUAGCAUUCGUCAGUCCGCGCACGGCCGCCGAUUUUUCGCACAUGAGCGAGCCCGAGCGCGAUGAGUGGAUGGAGAGCAUUGUGGCAGACAUCAGCGGCGAUGACUCCAAGGCGGCCGAGAAGGCCAUUGAGCGCCUGAGAGAGCUCUUCGAGACCUUUGCGCGGCCGACCGACGAGGAGAAGCGCAACCCGCAGAUGUAUAUGCGGCAUAUCGUGCCGGCGCACCUUCAUAUCCGCAAGAACCUGGGCAACCUGGUGUCGGGCAUCGCGAUGCAGAUCCGCUGGGCGUUCACCACAACCUCGACCGACCCGACGAUGCAGUCGCCCUUCCACAGGACGCUGAGCCACAUUCGUCGGAUCACGUUGGACGUGCUGACCGAGAUAUUCGCCAACUUUUACUUUUCGCUGUGGGUGCCUCUAGAUGCCAUUCAGACUUUAUUUGAAGAGCUCGUGAGGCGGCUGGUUGAUCCCGCGACGAAAAACGAGAGCAAAUCCAGGAUCGGGCGCCGGAGCAGCGGCGGUGAGGCCGGCAACGACGAAAAUCUGUCGAGGAGGAUCAACACGAUCUUGGUGAAGAUUCUCGACAACGCCGACCGCACGACAGUGUAUGUAGCACUGAUGCAGCUGUACGAGUCGGCGAUGGCCGAGCCCGCGCCGAAUCCGCCGCAGACCGAUAGCGAUAUUCUGCGCAUGGCCUUUGGCGACAUGGCGCAAAAGUGCCUGUGGCGGCUGACAAAGGAUCUGGCGCAGGACUUGGAGCGGCAGUUUGGAGCUUGCAUCAACUCUAGCGCGAUGGAUAUUUUGCCAGAGCACGUGGCCAACCCAGAGUUCGGCAACCCUGCGUUGCAUCCGGCGAUUCGCGUGGAUCCGCUGUUCCGCAUGACACAUCGAUUCUUCGUGCGCGUGCCCGUCCGUGAGUGGCGCAGACGCAGCGACCGAGAUGUUUGGAUGUUUGGCGAUCUGCCUAAGCGUACCAUGAAGACGAUCAACCACACGUUGGUCACGUACCUGCAGUCGUUCUCGUGGCAGUUUGGCGGGCUGAUUAUCCGUGAUGUCAUGGAGUCGAAUCCGGGCCUCAUUCCGCCGCCGCCGGAUGCGAGAAGCAAUGCGGAUCCGGCGCUGAUUAACUGGGUCAACAGCGCUAAUGAAGUGCUAAAGCGGCACUCAGAGACGUGGGAGUACAUCAAUCUGGUUGCUGGUCAGGUAGACCCACUGCAGGGGUGUCCUCUGGUGGAGCAGAUGAUGGCGGCGAUGCGUGUCGCGCAGACGGCAUCUUCCGGCGAUCAUGAUGACUUUAGCGAUGACGACAGCGAUGUUGUCAUGGCAGGGCCAUCGGCGGCAAACUCUUACCAGCAACAUCAGUAUCAGUACCACCAGCAGCAGCAGCAGCAGCAGGGCCCCCGUGGAUCAUACUCUGGAAGUGUCACGUCUGGUUCAUCACCGUACCAGCAGCACUCGUGGCUGUCGACGAAUCCUCCUCCAGCAAUAAAUAGUGGAAAUAUCGAGAGGGCGCAGAGUCCCGGCGCGUUCAGUAGCAAUAGCCGUAUGGGUGGGUCGCAGAUGUAUUCCGCGGGUCCCAUGUGUGUGACAUCACCACAGCCUUUUUUGCCGUCCAUCCCCACUGCGCCCGCCGCUCCUAGCAAUAUCGAGCCGAUGACCAGUCAAGGCAGACUUCAAGCUCUGCGCGCGCGGAUUUUAAGCAAUCAGCAACACCCUGAUGCACGGCCUAACGCACCGUCGCCGGUAUUGUCCAACUACUCCACUUCGUCUACAAAUACGUUGGUAGGGACGCGAAGGACUGUUCCUUUGGCAAACAACUUUGCCGAUGGGACCAACUUGGACGAUAUUCGCGCUCGAAUCGCCUUGAUGCGCAGCUCCGUGCGUAAUAACACAAACACCAACAAUGGCGCCAACCAUUAAAAUAACAAAAAUAACCUAUUAUAAGUGUG